AUGGACUCGAGGCGAGUCACUGACACCACCUCUGUCGUUGCACCGCAAUCCAGUACCAUUAAGGAGAAUGGAACACCUGCCAACUACCUACGGAAAAAAGAGUCGAAGAUUGCACGAGAUGAGGAGAGAGGGUUCACUUCCAAGUUUUCAUCUGUUGGGAGCGUGCUGGAAGGCAUGCCUUCGCUUGCGAGUAACAAGCUGUUGGGUGGUUUUAAUAAAUUACCCCGUAAGGAUCAGGCGGAAGUUUUAAAGAAGUUGGCGUCGUUGGAGAGGAUGGAUGUAGCGUUGGCUACGAACCAGGUGCCCUACUGGAUCAGCAAGUUUCCUGAUAGUUGGGUUGGAAGGAUCAUGCAAUACAACGCUUGGAUCUGGUCCAAGAAAACUCCCGAAUGGGUCAUGAAGGAAUAUCCGGCGUUCGCCAAAAGUUACGACCUGUUUUAUCACAAUCGAAUGACGAGGGGAUACAAGUACGCAUAG
Molecule: messenger RNA, 477 nt
Organism: Phytophthora nicotianae INRA-310
Lineage: Eukaryota; Oomycota; Peronosporomycetes; Peronosporales; Peronosporaceae
Exons: 1
Coding region: 1-477 (158 amino acids)
Source: RefSeq, a predicted model, not a curated record